Messenger RNA from Venturia canescens, 944 nucleotides. It is a transcript of the gene mRpL47, whose product is annotated as mitochondrial ribosomal protein L47. The transcript is spliced from 4 exons. Gene Ontology annotation, biological process: mitochondrial translation. Lineage: Eukaryota; Metazoa; Arthropoda; Insecta; Hymenoptera; Ichneumonidae. Gene Ontology annotation, molecular function: structural constituent of ribosome. The record is from RefSeq and is a predicted model, not a curated record. The coding region runs from base 35 to 850 and encodes 271 amino acids. Gene Ontology annotation, cellular component: mitochondrial ribosome; mitochondrial large ribosomal subunit.
CGGGAGGUGAGGAAGCAGGAGGCAGAAGCUAGAAAUGGCGGCUCUCAUAAAAACAGUGCGUCUAUCUCAGGCGGUUAAUCACAUAACAAAGCUCUUCACCACGAAUUUGGCAUUAUCGUCCAAUAUUCACGCAAAACCGCCCCUGUUAUGUGGUUUUCAAAGGGUCGCAAAAUAUUCGCCGGUGUUAUGUUUCCACACUACCAGCAAAUGCUCCGAUCUCAUGGAAUUUUUCGACACAGAAAAGAAUUGGGGAGCGAACGAAGUGAAAACUGGUCGUUCGUGGAGAAAGGACGAGCUCAGACUGAAAAGUAACGAAGAUCUUCAUAAAUUGUGGUUUGUUUUGCUUAAAGAACGAAAUAUGUUGUUAACAAUGGAAGAGGCUUGUAAACGAGACUGGGUGGUUUUCCCAAGUCCUGAGAGAAUAGACAAGAUUGCUGAUAGUAUGGAGAAUCUUGAGUGCGUAGUCAGGGAGAGGAACGAAGCGUAUCACUUGCUAGAAACAGGCGAAUCUGGUGAACGCCCUUACUGUUUGAUGAAAAAUGAACUUGGCUUGAGAAGGUUACACAGAAUGACUCAGUAUCACAUACCAAAAUUCAUGAAUACAAAGUGGCACCGGAAAUUUAAAUUUAAUUAUGGCGGAUAUGCGACAUCCAAGUUUUUACGCCUCUACAAAGAGAAGCUUUGGAAUGAAAAACGCAGAGUUAUCAAUCGGCAAAACAACCAUGUUAAAGCACUCAUCAGGAAAUUCCCGAACCUCGAUUUUGAGGCUGUACAACAGCAAUACCCGCUUGCGGACAUAGAAAAAGUCAAAAGGAGAAGAGUUGCUCGGGGUCACUACUUCCCUGAAUAAUUCGCCCGAGCUCCGUUUCUCCUCGAAUUGAAUAUUUCAUAAAAACGACCAAGUUGUACGAAUGAUUCCUGAAAUAAAAUGAUCGUUGUACGAA